GGCACGCAUGCGCAAAAGAACGAGCCCGCUGACAGAUUUGCGGCGGCGGCAGCGGCGGCGGCGGCCCUGGCCCUGGACUGCGGGGAAUGGGAGUCCUAGGUCUCUGAGCGCCGCCUCCGCCUCCCUGCCCCCGACAUGGCUCAGGAGAAGAUGGAGCUAGACCUGGAGCUGCCUCCGGGUACUGGCGGGAGCCCGGCGGAGGGCGGCGGCACUAGCGCCGGCGGGGGCCUCAGGAGGUCUAACAGCGCCCCCCUGAUCCACGGCCUCAGUGACACUUCGCCGGUGUUCCAGGCCGAGGCGCCGAGCGCCAGGCGGAACAGCACAACGUUCCCGAACCGCCACGGCCUGCUGCUGCCGGCCUCCCCCGUCCGCAUGCACAGCAGCCGCUUGCACCAGAUCAAACAGGAGGAAGGCAUGGACUUGAUCAACCGCGAGACGGUCCACGAGCGCGAGGUGCAGAACGCAAUGCAGAUAAGCCACUCCUGGGAGGAAAGUUUCAGCCUGAGUGACAACGAUGUGGAGAAGUCCGCCUCCCCGAAGCGCAUCGAUUUCAUUCCGGUGUCACCAGCACCGUCACCCACCCGGGGGAUUGGGAAGCAGUGUUUCUCACCAUCCUUGCAAAGUUUUGUGAGUAGCAAUGGAUUGCCUCCGAGUCCUAUUCCCAGCCCAACGACUCGAUUUACUACCCGGAGAAGCCAGAGUCCCAUCAACUGCAUUAGACCAAGCGUUCUUGGACCAUUGAAAAGAAAAUGUGAAAUGGAAACUGAGUAUCAGCCAAAGAGAUUUUUCCAGGGCAUCACCAACAUGCUUUCUUCUGACGUUGCACAGCUGUCAGAUCCCGGUGUGUGUGUAUCUUCUGAUACCCUCGAUGGAAACAGUAGCAGUGCCGGAUCUUCUUGUAACUCACCAGCGAAAGUCAGCACUACCACCGACUCUCCUGUGUCGCCUGCCCAAGCGGCCUCUCCAUUUAUUCCAGUAGAUGAACUUUCAUCUAAGUGAUUCACCCACCCAUCUGAGACUCGGGGUGUGUUUUUUUUUUUUUUUUUUGCAAUGGAGAGAAAAAUCAAGUUGGAGCAAGCACUGAACUUUGUCAAUUAAUUUGAGGCUCUUUCCUAUCUGACCCUUUUCCUUUUUUUGGAAUUUCCUGAAAUGUUGUUAUUCUAGAGAACUUUUAUGUCAGGUUCCUGCGGGAUGCCCUUGAAUUCAGUGUAGUAAUAUUUUCAGACGUUUUCCCAAUAAGUGUGUUGAAGCAUACGUCUUUAUGCUGCUAAUAUGUUUAAAUACAUAUGUUAUCCCUUGAUUUUUUAAAAUAAUUGAGAGCUCUAUUUAUUUAUGGGAUUAUUAAGUUCUGAUGCAAAUAUAAAUGUUGAAUUAAUCAGCAUAGUAAACUGAUGUUUUAGAAUUCCAUAUUUCAUGCCCACACUAAUUUUUAAUAUUACUUUUCAGUGAGUGCUGAUUUCUAUUUGAAGAAUAACUUACGUAUUUACAGCAGUUUUUUAAAAAGAAUGUUAGUUAUAACACAUCAACCCAGUGGUUGUCUCUUUUACCCAGGAGUCCUUGCAUAUUUAAUUUUCUGGGUACAUAAGUGGCUGGGAGGGGGAAUGAUGAGCAAAAUAUAAAAGCUUGCAACAAGUCUUUUAAAAUUAUAUAAUAGUAAACAUUUAGGAAAAGCAUUUUCUAAUGAAAUUUUAAUGGAAAUUCUAAUUAGUCAUGCAAAUAUCGCUACAGAAAAGUUAAAAAAAAAUUUUUUUUUUUUUUUUUUAGACCAGAAAGUGCAUUCUCUCGGGUAUAAUCCUGAAGUGACACGGGCCAGUGCCUUGCAGUCUCAGCCCACUGUACAUAGGCUGAGACCAGGUUCUUUGUACCGCUGCAAACUUAAAAGUUUUUCAAACAUAGAAAAUGUGGGAAGCUCUGUUGGACUUCACCAGGGCCCCCAGGCAGAUAAAAGUCUCUCAUUGAUUGACACGCUUUAAAAUAUCCAAUUGUGCCUCAGUGAAAAUCCUCGCCACCAAGGAGCCAGAGCAACUUUUGGCCACCUUUCUGUCCUGCCCAUCUGUCACCUUCCGGGUUUUCCCUGGCUCAGGAGGGAAGCAGCUGUUUCCUUGCCAACAGGUCCUUCCCCCCCCCCCACCUCCCAACGAACUAGGGCAUCAUCGGUUAGACAGAGGUACAGUGUAACUUGGAUUUCUGACAGUGAGCAACCACAGAACUGUGGAGUCGUGUCAGGAACCUCUGUAGUUAAAGCUGUAGCUGGAGUCGACUGCCUUGGGAUUGCCGAUUGAUUCAGGGUCAGUGAUGUGCAAGAGAAAAAUCAGUGGAGGGUCACGUAGGUAAAUCAUUGCUUAACUUAGGUUUCGUUUAGGUAGAGUUCUGAAAUGUUCUUUUCCUUGCCUUGUUACAACUAAGACAAAAUACGGAAAUAUUUAAUAACAAACGUUUCUAUAUUAUACUUCCUAUAUCUUCCUUUACUGGAUAGAUAGAAAGAAUGGCAGCAAAAGGGGAAGGGAAAAAAAUAAAAGAGAGACCAAUACAAAAAGCUCCGACUUUCUUUAAGUUAACUGCUUACAGAGACUUUUAACGAUUGUGUGGAAUUUUUACAGCUAUGAGAAUAAAUGGAACUGGUCAACUUUU
Molecule: messenger RNA, 2631 nt
Organism: Leopardus geoffroyi (Geoffroy's cat)
Lineage: Eukaryota; Metazoa; Chordata; Mammalia; Carnivora; Felidae
Gene: PABIR1
Product: PP2A Aalpha (PPP2R1A) and B55A (PPP2R2A) interacting phosphatase regulator 1
Exons: 1
Coding region: 136-999 (287 amino acids)
Biological process (GO): mitotic G2/M transition checkpoint
Cellular component (GO): cytoplasm; nucleus
Molecular function (GO): protein serine/threonine phosphatase inhibitor activity
Source: RefSeq, a predicted model, not a curated record